Messenger RNA from Lactuca sativa (garden lettuce), 2227 nucleotides. RefSeq names its product chaperonin 60 subunit alpha 2, chloroplastic. The record is from RefSeq and is a predicted model, not a curated record. Gene Ontology annotation, molecular function: ATP binding; ATP-dependent protein folding chaperone. NCBI's taxonomy places the organism in Eukaryota, Viridiplantae, Streptophyta, Magnoliopsida, Asterales, Asteraceae. Gene Ontology annotation, biological process: protein refolding.
UCAUCUUCAUGUGAAGACACAAGUUCUUUAAACCCUUGAUAAACCUCACCAGGACCGAAUUGCGACCCAUUUUCUUUCAACACGGAAAUUCGUUUGGUGAUCAAAUCCGAGCAAAGAAUCGACGCAUGUCUUCAUCUCUCUUAUCUCCUCCUCCGCUGUUCACCCAUCCGGUAUCUUGUUCGCUCCAUCAAGGGUCUGGAAAACAAAGCUUUUGUGGAGUAUUAUGGAGAAGGAAGCAGGUUUUAACAAAGAGAAUGGUAGUGGUUAAAGCAGGAGCAAAACGAGUUUCUUUCGAUAAAAAAUGCAGAGAAGGUUUAGUUGCUGGUAUAGAUAAACUCGCUGAUGCUGUUUCUGUCACUUUAGGACCAAAAGGCCGAAAUGUUGUUCUUUCUGAAUCUGGAACACUCAAAGUUAUCAACGAUGGUGUCACCAUUGCUAAAGCCAUAGAGCUUCCUGAUUCAAUUGAAAACGCAGGAGCAGUGCUUAUCCAAGAGGUUGCAACUAAAACAAAUGAUUUAGCUGGUGAUGGAACCACCACUGCAAUUGUUCUUGCAAGAGAAAUGAUCAAAUCUGGAUUAUUGGCUGUAGCUUUUGGAGCAAAUCCCAUUUCUUUAAAGAAAGGAAUGGAGAAGACUGUAAAAGAAUUGAUCAAAGUUUUGAAAAAGAAAUCGAUUCCAGUCAGCAAAAGAGAUGAUAUCAAAGCCAUAGCUUCCAUCUCUGCUGGAAAUGAUGAAUUUAUUGGAAACUUAAUUGCUGAAGCCAUUGAUAAAAUCGGUCAUGAUGGAAUAAUCUCCAUUGAAUCUUCUUCAUCAAGUGAAACUUCAGUGAUUGUUGAAGAAGGAAUGAAGAUCGACAAAGGAUACAUGUCUCCUCAUUUUGUCACAAAUCAGAACAAUUUAUCUGUGGAAUUUGAAAAUGCUAAAGUCCUGAUAACAGAUCAAAAGAUAUCAUCUGUGAAAGAAAUUGUCCCAUUGCUAGAAAAGUGUACUCAAUUAAGUGUCCCUUUGCUCAUUUUUGCUGAAGAUAUCUCAAUCUCAGUUCUUGAAACCCUAAUUGUUAACAAAAAUCAAGGUUUACUUAGGGUUGCUGUUGUGAAAUGUCCUGGUGUUGGGGAACGAAAGAAAGCUUUACUUCAAGAUAUUGCCCUCAUGACAGGAGCUGAUUUUUUAUCUGGAGAUUUGGGUUUAUCUCUAGAAUAUGCAACCUCUGAUCAGCUUGGAAUUGCACAAAAAGUAACUAUAACAAGUAAUUACACAACUAUUGUAGCUGAUUCAUCCAUGAAAGCUGAAAUCAAAGCAAGAAUUUCACAAAUAAAGAAAGAUCUUUCAGAAACAGAUAGUUCUUAUCUCUCUAAAAAGCUCAGUGAACGAAUUGCAAAACUCUCUGGUGGUGUUGCCAUUAUCAAGGUAGGGGCCCACACUGAGAUGGAAUUAGAAGAUCGAAAGCUAAGAAUUGAGGAUGCAAAAAAUGCCACGUAUGCAGCCAUGGAUGAGGGUAUUGUGCCAGGUGGUGGGGCCACAUAUAUUCAUCUUCUGGAGGAAAUUCCCUCCAUUAAAAAGUUAAUGGAAGAUCCAGAUGAAGAAAGUGGUGUCAACAUCAUAGCAUCCGCGUUGCAAGCUCCUUCAAAACUGAUAGCAGCAAAUGCAGGGGUGGAUGGUGAUGUGGUGGUUGAGAAGAUGAAGAAACUUGAAUGGGAAUUUGGGUAUAAUGCAAUGACAGAUACAUAUGAAGAUCUUGUUGUAGCAGGAGUCAUUGACCCUUGUAGGGUUUCAAGGUGUGCCCUUCAAAAUGCAGUUUCAAUUGCUGCUAUCAUUCUCACUACCCAAGCCAUUUUAGUUGAGAAAAUAAAAGAGAAAAAACCACCCGUACCUCUUCUUCCUGGAAUACAUCCUUGAAACAUGAAUAUGAGAGGAUUGAGUUUGUGCCUGUGGAACUCUGUUUGACUUUUUUUGGUCAAACUUAAAAAGGUCAGUUGCCGAGUUUCAAUUUCUUACAUGUAGACCUGCCCGGAAGGUCAAAACCGGUUCGGGCAGGGGGUGUGUAAGUUGUGGGCAGGAGAUGGAAUGGGCAUUGAUGGCGGUUCUUUUGGUUGAAAUGGAGUUGUAAUGAUAUAUUUAGAAUACAAAGGAAUUAGUGGAAAGAAUCUUUUAUUUUGUUUUUGUUAAACAUGAAUUAACUCAUGGUGCUUGAUUCAAAAUAGAUGAAAAUACAUCAAUGUUUGUUUUAA